AUGGUAAUCCCACCAUCUACCGGCGGCGCGAGCAAUGCGUCCGCUUCCCUCGCGCCUGCCGUUUCGUCCUUCCGCGCCGUCAAUGCCCCUCAACCCGCCGUUGCACACGAUCCAAAUCCUGUCGUCGAAGGAUGGCGCACCAUGUCACCUGCCAACGGCUUUACCUCCAUCCAGGCUCAAGCUGCCGCCGCUGGAGCGACCCCGAACGGCAUAUCAACACCGACGGGCUCGGUCCAGGGAUCGUCGCAAAAGCAGCACGUGAACGGAUCCGCGAAUGCCCCAUCGAGCGCAGGCCAGCGAACCCGCGUGGGGAACCUCAUCCCGGUGAAUCCUCAAGCACCGCCGAAUAGCACGGGCGGAGGGUUUCCGUUGAGUUCAAGAAAGGCUCUUCCUCUAGAUCUGGCUACGGUCGAACGACGAUUGCCGCCGCAGGAUGGGCUCCCGCCCGGGUCGAAUGGGCGCGCAAUGCCGGAACCGAUUAAGAUGUCGAGGCAUUUCGGACUGGAUGAGGCACCGACGUAUCGGCCCACCGAAGAGGAGUUCGCGAAACCGUUCGAUUUCAUACGAAGCAUCGCCGAAGAAGGCCGGCGGUAUGGCAUCGUGAAGAUCAUUCCACCGGACACAUGGAAUCCACCAUUCACGAUCGAUACAGAAAAAUUCCAUUUCCGGACUCGAAGACAGGAACUCAAUGAGGUGGAAGGGAGCAACCGAGAAAAUGUCACAUAUCUCGAAGCACUUGCCAAGUUCCACAAGCAGAACAGCAACACCAACCUCAAUCGAUUUCCUAGCGUCGAUAAGCGUCCCCUCGACUUAUAUCGCCUCAAGCGCCUCGUGGAAGAGAAAGGAGGUUUCGACACCGUAUGCAAAGGCAAACGAUGGGCCGAGAUUGGCCGAGACUUGGGAUACAGCGGCAAAAUCAUGUCGUCUCUGUCGACGAGCUUGAAGAACUCCUACCAAAAAUGGCUGCAGCCGUUCGAAGAGUAUAUCCGACUCAACAAACAUACCGUGCGAUAUCAACAAGAACUCGACAAUGGCGGACCCUACACUCCGAGUCCUGGACCGAGUCCCGUCAAACAAAGCCCCCCGACAGCCAUAACCGGCAUGUCUCCCGCUGCACGAGCAUCACAGGCACUCCAUGCGACUCUUCAAAACGGAGCUCCUCCUGCUUUCGAACCACAACCCCAAGAAGUGUCUCACGAAACCCCACCUCGACCAUUCCCGUCCUCGGGAUUUACAGCGGUCAACUCCGGGUUCACUGCCGUUAAUGCUCCCCAACACUCCCCACCUGCACCUGCGCCCACCCAACAAAGCCUCACCGGCUCCUUCCCCGCCAUCAAUUUCCCCAACGGCAUCACCAACGGCGGCGACACUGGACGCUCUACCCCAAUGACCACCGGCAGUCCAAUGGGUAGCGCAAAAGGCACUCCGGAUCUUCGCGAUGCCUACGGUGUCGGCCACAUCCCCAACGGCCACCUCAACCCCCUCAAACGGACCGACUCCGAAUUAAGCAACGAAGACCCCUCUGGGCGACGAAGCAAACGAGUGAAGCGGGAAAACGCACCCACCGUGGUCGGCUCGUUCAUGUCGCAGCCGAAGCAGCCUAUCAAAACGCCUGGCCUCCGCGACCGGGUCAUCACCCCUGGUGAGGCUUGUGAAAUAUGCGGGAAGAUGGAUACACCACUGCACGGGUGUGACGGCUGCGAUAGCGUGUAUCAUGAGGGCUGUCUCGACGAGAAAAACCGCCCAGCUUCGGACGGCGAAUGGCAUUGUCCGAAGUGUCUGGUCGGAACGGGAGAGUACGGGUUCCAAGACGGAUAUAUCUACUCGCUGAAGCAGUUCCAAGAGAAGGCACGCUUGUUCAAAGAGAAUCACUUCGCGUCGAAGAUGGUGUUCGAUCCGAUCGCGAACAAGAAGCGAGACGUCCCGGAAGAUGAAGUGGAGCGCGAGUUCUGGAGAUUGGCCGAGAGCUUGACGGAGUCGGUCGAAGUCGAGUAUGGCGCGGACAUCCACUCGGGUAUCCAUGGAAGCGGGUUCCCGACGAUCGAAAAAUUCCCUGACGAGCGAUACUCGCGAGAUCCAUGGAACCUGAACAACAUGCCCUUGGACAAGGAAUCGCUUUUCCGACACAUCAAGUCCGACAUCUCCGGCAUGACUGUGCCGUGGGUGUACGUGGGGAUGUGCUUCUCGUGCUUCUGCUGGCACGCCGAAGAUCAUAAUUCCUACUCCAUCAACUACCAACAUUUUGGAGAUACUAAAACGUGGUAUGGCAUACCCGCCGACUCGUUCGAGGCGUUCGAGCGAGCCACCAAGGAGUUGGCACCAGAUUUGACCGAGAAGCAACCAGAUCUGCUCUACCAGCUGGUGACGCUAUUCACGCCAGACAAGCUGCGUAAGUACGGUGUCAACGUCUACGCAGCCGAUCAACGAGCUGGACAAUUCAUCGUUACCUUUCCACAGGCCUAUCAUGCCGGGUUCAAUCAUGGCUUCAACCUCAACGAAGCGGUAAACUUCGCACCGAGUGACUGGGAACCGUACGGCGAGACCGGCGUCCUCCGACUCCGCGACUUCCGACGACCGCCAUGCUUCUCCCACGAUGAAUUACUCGUGACGGCCGCUGCACGCGACCAUAGCAUCAAAACGGCACGGUGGCUUGGCCCUGCGCUGGAGCGCAUGCUGGAACGGGAGCUCCUCGCGCGGGAGGAUUUCAAGACGCGUCACAUGGCGGCGAUGAAGGAGCGUUGGGAAGACAGACGAUUGGAGCUGGGGCUAUACAGCGAUCCGCAACCCGGGGUCAAUCGGCCUCUGGAACUUCUAGGUGGCCCACCUGAAGGUCUGGAAUUGCUCGACCAUGUCUGCAAGCUUUUUGACAAGGAUCAUGUCCCGGUCACGACAAGUAGUUGCUCCCUGCUGUUCGCCAAAGAAGAUCCGACGGUCAGCGAGGAAGACUACGUGUGCUCAUACUGCAACUCGUACUCAUUCCUGUCAAGGUUCUACUGCGCAACAGCGAAAAAGUCCUUCUGUCUCAUCCACGCUGGAACGGUCGAGUGCUGCGGUGAGACGAACUGGCUAUUUACGUCGCGAUCCCUGUAUGACUCGGAGAUCCCGGCACAUGGCACGGAGAUCGGGCAUCACAUCGCCUUCUUCCGACACCAAGACGACGCGUUGAAAGAGAUCGUGCAGAAGGUGGUCGACGUCGCCAUCACUCCGAACAACUGGGAGAAGAAGCUCGAGAAAGUGUGCCACGAGACUGCGACCCCCCAAUUACGGACGCUCCGCAGCUUGCUUGCUGAGGGCGAGAAGAUCAACGCGCAAUGGCCGAUUGGCGAAGAAUUGACGCAUCUGAAGCGUUUCGUCGAGCGAUGCAAUGAAUGGGUGGACGAGGCCACCGGAUACGUUACUCGCAAGCAGCAAAACCGCCGAAAGAACGAGAAGGUCUGGCGUCGCAGCACGAUCGGCAGUCGCAACAAGUACGACGACGACGAUCGAGACAAGGAGUACCGGAACGUCGAUCACCUGACGACUCUGCUGUCGCGGGCGGCUGAGCUCGGAUUCGAUUGUUCCGAGAUCGGGCAGCUGCAGGAGCGCAAAGAGCGGAUUGAGGAGUUCCAGGACAACGCACGAAAAGCCCUGGCGGAUCCCCGCUCGCAGGACGUCAAGGACCUCGAUGACUUGCUGGAAGUUGGACGAAGUUUCGGUUUGGACAUCCCCGAAAUGGAACGGCUGGAUCGACUGGUGCAGCAGAUCAAGUGGUGGAACCGAGCGCAGGACCUGACAAACAAUAUCGAAAACUUGACGCUCGAAGACCUGGCGGAGUUCUUGAACAAAGCCACCGAGGUGGGCAUUCCAGAGGCGGACCCGGUGCUUUACUACAUCAAGGAGUUGAAGAACCAGGGAGAGUUCUGGGAGAACAAGGCCAAGGAACUCAUGUCUGUCGAAAACGUGCACUACCAACAACUGGACGCGUUGUCGAAGCAGGCAGCCCAGCUCCCCGUAUCCAAGACCACCUUGGCAAAGGUCGAUGCGAUCCUGAAGAAACAGCGCGACGCCCAAGACCAGAUCCAGAAUCUUCUCGAUCGCAGCAAGAACCCCGACUUCCGCCAGCGACCCAAGUACACCGAAGUGCGCGAUGCGAUGGAAGCGGUCAACCAGCUCAACUCGAAGCCCGCGGGGACGAUCGACCUGGAGAAAGAGCAGCGACGCCACGAAGACUGGAUGCGGCGCGGGAAGAAGCUGUUCGGGAAGGCGAACGCGCCGCUGCAUAUCCUGCUCCAGCACAUGAAGUACGUGGAUGAACGGAACAAGGCAUGCUUCGACCUGAGCGAUCAGCCACGCAUGCCCGUGGAGCCGAGCAGUCGCGAACACACGCCGAACGAGGACCAGCCGCAGAGCCAGAGGGAUGUGUUUUGUAUUUGCCGGAAGCCGGAGGCGGGGAUGAUGGUGGAGUGUGAGCUGUGUCACGAAUGGUAUCACGGUCGCUGCUUGAAGAUCGCUCGCGGAAAACUCCGAGAAGACGACAAAUACACCUGUCCUAUUUGCGAUCACCGCGUCACCAUCCCCCGCGAUGCGGCGCGACCCAAGCUCGAAGACUGCGUUGACUGGCAAGUCGAGAUUCCGGGCCUCCCUUUCCAACCGGAAGAAGAGGAGUGUCUGGCAUCCAUCCGUGACACCGCCACCGCCUUCCGCAACUUCAUGCAGUCCUUCAUGAACCCGAUGCUGAGCAACCCCGACGAGCUGACCACGCAGCGCUUCUAUCUCCGCAAGCUCGAAGGCGCCGACAUCCUCCUCUCCGCAGAGAUCAACUUCUUCCGCCAGGAACUGCACAAAUGGGCCCCCGUCGCCCCGGACCCGCCCCGCAUGAUUGCUGCGAGCCUGUCAACCCGCAAACCGCGACCGACCAAGCAGCAGAAGCUCAUGCAGCAGUACGGCGUCUCCACCCCGGAUGAUCUGCCUGCGCACAUCCGCAUCCGUGGCUCGGGCCGCGGACGGAAAGCAUCCGAUGCGCACAGCGUCACGCGGCCCCAGUCGGCGGGAAGCUCGCACGCUAGUGCCCCGCCGUUCGGAGGCACGCCGAUCCCCGGGGCGGCUGCCGGUGCCGGCCGUGGGCGCGGCGGCCAUUACCAGUCCGAGGGUCGGCCUCACUCGAACUCCAUGUCCGCCUCCGGAGACCACGCCAUGCAAUCACCCAGCGUGACGUACCACCAUCACCACCAUCACCGACCGUCACUAGGCCUCGUGGGCCACCCCGACGGCGCGGAUGGACCCGCGGGGAUGCCGAGCGAUGGACUCGGGCCCGCGCAUGCACACCAACCCCCGCGCGACCAAAGCCCCCCGCUGUUCUUCUCGGCGUCCAGCGAGACGCACCCCCGCGACCCCAGCGUCGCCAUGUCGAUGCCCCUGCCGCCGACGACGCUCUCGCACGUCGACGACAUCGUGAUGAACGACGGGCCGUAUUUCUCGGGGCACUACGCGAUGGGGGGACCGAGCACCGGGGGACGGGGGGUCGGGGCGGAGGAGGCGGUGGAUCCAAUGAUCGAUCCCGGGUUGAUGGAGGGGCAGGGGCCGGAAGGGGAGGGGGGGAACGAGGAUAGUUUCGUGAGUGGGGGGAGUGGGGAUAUGUUUAAGGAGAUGAUGAAUAUGGAGGAGGAUGGGGAUGGGGAGAAAGAGAGGGGGUGA
Eremomyces bilateralis CBS 781.70 is the source of this 5673-nucleotide messenger RNA. Its product is annotated as PLU-1-domain-containing protein. The transcript has 3 exons. Bases 1 to 5673 code for a protein of 1890 amino acids. Gene Ontology annotation, cellular component: nucleus. Gene Ontology annotation, molecular function: histone demethylase activity; DNA binding. The record is from RefSeq and is a predicted model, not a curated record. Gene Ontology annotation, biological process: chromatin remodeling. NCBI's taxonomy places the organism in Eukaryota, Fungi, Ascomycota, Dothideomycetes, Eremomycetales, Eremomycetaceae.